GUCUUCUAGACAUUGAUAUAUGUGGACCCUCCAUCCCAGUCCUCACACAAACAGUAAACUGUGAUGUUAAUUAUAGCAUGAACGGAUGGGUUCCCAUUUAUAAAAAUAAUUUAUCCAUAAUGUCUGUGGGAUAUUUACUGCCAAAUUUUGAUGACCCAGUUAUUUGGAGGGGUCCCAAAAAAAAUGGAUUAAUUAAACAAUUUUUAUGUGAUGUGUAUUGGAAGAGUUUGGAUUUUUUAAUUAUAGACACUCCCCCAGGAACCAGCGAUGAACACCUAACCAUCUGCUCAUAUUUAAAAAAUAAUUUAGAUGGAUGCAUAAUAGUUACUACUCCACAUAUUUUAUCCAUUUGUGACGUUAAGAAAGAAAUCGAAUUUUGCAAAAAAACAAAUAUCCCCAUUUUGGGUAUAAUCGAAAAUAUGUAUCAAUCCGUUUUUGUCUCCAACUACACUGUCGAUAAAAUGUGCGCAGAGAUGAAUGUAGACUAUGCCGGUAAAAUCACCUUUAAUCAGAAGCUUAUUGAUGCUUGUCAGCAUGGGGUUGGUUGCUGUGACUUGGAUGCCUACAGUUCAUCCUCCAAAGAAAUUUUUCAACUAUGCAAGUUUUUCAUUCAGAAAAUUCUACACAAUUGUGUGCAAGUGUUGGACUCCUCGGGAGAAAACACUCAACCAGACCAUUCGACCAACUUUGGUAAUUCCCAGGAUGGGGAGGAGACUCUACAGCAAAAUGGAAAACCUGAUCAGUCGGACUCUUCACAAGUGCAGAUGCUUCGCCAGUUAUUAAAUCAGAUUAGCCAACUCGUUGAGGAGAACCCCCAAU
Plasmodium cynomolgi strain B is the source of this 819-nucleotide messenger RNA. Its product is annotated as Nucleotide-binding protein 1. Gene Ontology annotation, molecular function: ATP binding; ATP-dependent FeS chaperone activity; iron-sulfur cluster binding. Gene Ontology annotation, cellular component: cytosol. The record is from RefSeq and is a predicted model, not a curated record. The annotation marks the transcript as partial. Lineage: Eukaryota; Apicomplexa; Aconoidasida; Haemosporida; Plasmodiidae. The transcript has a single exon. Gene Ontology annotation, biological process: iron-sulfur cluster assembly.